Messenger RNA from Haplochromis burtoni (Burton's mouthbrooder), 3491 nucleotides. RefSeq names its product zinc finger and BTB domain-containing protein 26. Lineage: Eukaryota; Metazoa; Chordata; Actinopteri; Cichliformes; Cichlidae. The transcript is spliced from 2 exons. The record is from RefSeq and is a predicted model, not a curated record. Gene Ontology annotation, biological process: regulation of transcription by RNA polymerase II. The coding region runs from base 523 to 1863 and encodes 446 amino acids. Gene Ontology annotation, molecular function: RNA polymerase II cis-regulatory region sequence-specific DNA binding; DNA-binding transcription factor activity, RNA polymerase II-specific; protein binding.
CACCCACACACACACUGCUGCCACAAGCCUCCUCAGCAAAGAGCCACUGCAAGUCAGGAUGCCUGUUUCUUUACCGAAAUAAAUCCUUCCACAUCUGCAGAGCGUUAAUUAAACCUCAGGAACGCCAGAACCCGUAAGGAGAUCAGGUGAAUAGAGAGGCCAGUGUUUCCUCAAAGUUAUUUGGGGUUCUCAUCCAAGCAAAGCAUCCUUCCUCACCCAGGAACCGUUACCACGGCAUGAGGCUGCAGUACAAGGUGGGGCUGGAUCGCUAGAUAUUGAUUUGACUGAUUAUGACAUGUUUGAAUUUGCCAGUAAAUCAUGUUAUUUAGGGCUAAUGUUAUGGUAUCUCCAACAAUGCCAAAACUUUUACAGUGUUUAAAUGUCACACAUGCAGUAUACUCACUCCUACACAGGGCCCAAAACCUAUUUGAAAAAUGAAAAUGAAAACAUGGUUGUUAUCCACAUUUUGGAGCCUUUUAAUAAACAUGAAAAAUUAGGGUAAUCUAUGCAGCUCACACUUGCAUGCAUAUGAUAACAGAACUAUGCUCUUACUAUAGACAGACCAUCAUGCCAGGCUGUUCUGAGACUCUGCAGUUUAGUUUGCCCAACCACGGGGACUCCAUCCUCAGCAAAAUGAAUGAUCUUAGAGAAGAGCAUCGCUUUUGUGACAUCACGCUCAUCUUGGGCAGGCCACAGGACUCUACUGUCCAUCCUCUCCAGUUCCAAGGUCACAGAGUGGUGCUUGCAGCAUCCUCAGACUUCCUGCGUGAUCAGUUCCUGCUUCACAAAGGCCGAUCAGAGCUGAGUGUGGCUGUUGUUUCCAACGUGAAGGUUGCCAAGACACUACUCCUGUCCUGCUACACAGGGUUCCUAGAGGUCCCUCAGAGAGAACUCGUGAGCUACUUGACUGCAGCCAGUGUACUCCAGAUGAGCCAGGUGGUGGAGAAGUGUGUCCAGGCUAUUUCACAGUACCUCAGUCCCACCACGCCUUUCUUGAAUCUGACUAGACUCUCAGAGGAGAAGGAAACCCAACAGCUCAGCAGCAGGUGGCUUGGUUCCAGCUUUGAUAAUCCGAAGGAAAGGGAUGCAGCCCUGCCCGACGCUAUCAUCCACAAAACAAAUAGCAAGGAAGUUGGAACAGUCGUGGUAAACCCCAGGUUGACAGCCGGCCAAGAAGCUAAGGUGGAUACUAUAGGACUGAGAAAACCCAGAGAAGCCAAAAUCGACUUAUCUCAAGAUGCAGAAUGUUGCCUUGACAUGCUGAAGUUGGGCAAAGAAGGAGAUGCUCUGCCAUGUUACACAAGCAACCCAUUAUCUCAUGCUCCUCACACUGCAGGUAAUCCACACCCUUCUGCAGUUUUACAUGACCUAAUGUCUUCCACAGCCACCAUGAUCAGUUCUGCAGCUGACACAGAACUGGUAAAUAGUUCCAAAAACCAACACGAACAAGAUGUUAAAGAUUCACCAAAAGAGGAAAAGAAGUACAUGCCAAAGGCAAAUCAACUGCAACAAAGUGGAAAGCUAGGGAACUCUAGUCUUUUUUGCCACCCUAAAACACCUCUGUCCAAGAUUCAUUUUGCUGCAGAUAACUCGGAUACAGUAGUGUUCCAAAAGCCAUACCUAUGCAGAAAGUGUGACAAAGUCUUUCAGCACUUUGAGAGCUAUGUGGGCCACCUGAAGGAACACAGACAGUAUUUCUGUUUGGUCUGUGGAAAAGUCUUUUCUCAGAAGAAUAAUCUGACUCACAUUGGUAUCCACACUGGUUUUAAGCCUUUCAGAUGCCCUCUGUGCCACAUGACAUUUACCCAGAAGGCCAUGCUGCAACACCACUUCAAUCUCCAUACAUGGGAGGAAGCCCCUUGAGCAUACAUUGUUGUGCUUACAGCACCAAAUACCAGGCCUCUGGUGCCACCUAAGGGAGAGUUAUGGCAACAGUUAGCUGCAAAAUGUGAGUUUGCCAUUAAAAUAGAAGAUUUAGCAUAGUUAUUUAAUUAUUGCUUACGACCUGGAGGUCCAAAAAUUAAAUGAAGAAAUACAUACAUCACAAUAGAAAAUGUUGUUAAAUGCACAAAAAUACAAUUGAAACUAAUUGCACGGUUGCACAAAUUAUAGUUACUUAUAUUUUUCAUUGUUAUUGUUAUUAUGUUUUUAUUUAUUUUUUUUUUUUAUCUCUGUCCAUUAUUAUUAUCUUCCCUGCUCAUUUACAACCCCAAUUCCAAAAAAGUUAGAAUGCUGUGGAAAAUGCAACCAAAAGCAGAAUGCAAUUAUUUAAAAAACAAAACAGGUUUUUUGUUUGUAGAAACACAAAGAAGGCCCAGGACUGUCAAGUAGCUAGAAGCCAAUUAGACAACAAUGGGGCAUCAUCUCUCUCUUAAAAGUUAAUCAACUAGUUUCCUCAGUUCCCAAAUGUUUAUGGGCUGUUUUUAAAAAGAAGAGGGGGCUCUACACAGCAGUAAAUAUGACCCUCUCCCUAACUGUUUUGAGAUGAAUUCACUGCCAUCCAAUUCAAAAUGUCCUCGGGCAUUUUCUCAGUUUAAACAUUAUGAUAUGAUAUGUUUUCUGCAUUAUAUGGUGAAUACAAUGUGGGUUUCUGGAAAAUGCAAAUCAUUGCAUUCUGCCUUUUAUUGCAACAAAAUUAUUCAAUUGCAACAAACUGAAGAGCAAACUUGGAGCAAAUAAAAGUCUUUACUGUUCUGAAAAACAUGAGUAGAGUGAGCUCACAGAAAAGCAACUGCUUCACCAUUUGACCCUCUAGAAAUUGUGUACAGCUCACUGAGCAUGACUCGGCAAGUGGGCAUGCUCCAUCCCUUCCCUACACACGUCUGCUUUUAUCCCUCAGCUAUCCUUUUGGCCCAGAAAUGUCAUUGUCACUCAUCUUACUGAAUGGAACACUAGCCAGUGGGCGCCUCAGAUGCCACUGGCACUGUGUGCAGACAAACAGUGAAUGCAUGGCUUUGGUGUAGGUAUUCAGUUUAGAAAUUCAUGCAAAUGUGCGUUUGUGUGUGACCAAGGAAGACAGAGAAUGUACAUAAAUAUAGCUGAAGAUAAAAUUAAGCAAGCAUUGAUCUACCUAUUUGCACUUGCAUAAAGCAACUUAGUCCGAAAAAACAUCAACAUAAAGAAGUAAUCUUGUGAGUUAUAGGUCAAAAACAGAAAGCGAACAUAAGGAAAACAUCUUAAAGUGUAAUAACAUGAAUAGUCAUGUGAUUGUUUCACUGAGAAGGGAUUGAAAUUCUCUUCAACAGCAAUCAGUGCUGCUUCCAUGAACUAGGUCAGAAUUUAUACAGGCAUGUGUGUUUGCACACACCACUGCACACAUAAAUAAAAUCCAUGUAUGUAAGGUUUUGGAGCACAUCCAUUAUGGAUGAGAUGCUAAGAGAGAAACAGCAGGGAGGAUGAAGACAACGAGGAAGAUGGAUGAGUAGUGGCAGAGAUAUUGAUGGAGAGUAAUUAUAUUAAGGAAAAGUAGCUUCUUUGGUCUUAUAAUUAAA